Clupea harengus (Atlantic herring) is the source of this 2191-nucleotide messenger RNA. RefSeq names its product aquaporin 8a, tandem duplicate 1 (gene aqp8a.1). Gene Ontology annotation, cellular component: basolateral plasma membrane; plasma membrane. Gene Ontology annotation, biological process: transmembrane transport; water transport. Lineage: Eukaryota; Metazoa; Chordata; Actinopteri; Clupeiformes; Clupeidae. Gene Ontology annotation, molecular function: water channel activity. The record is from RefSeq and is a predicted model, not a curated record.
CAAAACUUCAGUUCUGGAACUUAAGGAAUCAUAUAAGUGAUAAGUAAGGAAAAUAAGUGAUUUCUAAUGGUAAUUAUAUGAAUGGCAGGUUGUUCUUUCAGCAAUAGAUGAAGGCAAAAAGGCUCACUCAGAGUUUCACUGAAGACCACUGAAAACUACAAUUACUAUUAUAUACCUCCAGCACUUUUUUUUUUUUUUACAAUUUCGGCUUCAUCUGUUAGCCUGUCGAAGAGCGUGUCUGUUUGGAUUUCCUUUCAGUCACAUAUUGAGUGUUGAGCCUGCUGUCAGAGUCAAAUUCAGGCCAGUAAAUUGAUCACUGUCAUACUGUUUGACAGUCUGUGUGCAUUAACCAAAUGACAGAGCAGAGCUCUAGAAUGUAAUGGCACAGGAUCAAUUCACUAGUGAGCACAAAGGGCACGCACAUAAAACAGCAACACAGAACAGAAGAGGACAAAAAUAAAACAGCAACACAGAACAAAACAACAUAAAGACAUUUUAGAGGUUUCACAACCAUGUUAAGUACUGUGUUAUUGGUACAUGAUGCAGUAGUAGAGUACUGUAUGGUAUAGUCUAACCUCACUUAUGUUUGCCAUUUAAUAUUGAAUUUAGUGUUUUGAUAUAGCUCAUUUUUACAGCUGGAGUUUACAUAAGGGUGUUAAUGAUGGGGCAUAAAUAGUUGUUGGCUGUAAUACUGCAAUCGCACCUCCAUAAUGCAAUAUAAAUGCUAUCAGUCAUUAGGAUAAGACGAUAAAGUAUCACUAUUCACUCAUCUCACUGAUAUCACUGAUUGCUAUCUUAAUUUAACAACAGUGGAUAAAGGUUUGGGAAGAGACCACUCCUGCUUUCCUGGGAUAAGCAGACCCAACUGGGCUGAGGGCAAUAGGCGGGCUAAACUCCAACCAUGCUUCACCCAGAGCUGCCCUCCCCCCUCUGGUGCAACUUUAUCAGUGCUGGCCCCCAGGUGUCGGCCUCAGUUUGACACUUGUACACAAACCCAGCAGCCCUCACCGCAGGACAACAUGUCUGUGACCGAGUCUAAGACAGAGAUAUUUGACAUGUCCAACACAGAAGCUAAGGACAGGAAUAGAGGGAAGAAUAAUAUUGUAAGCAUAUUUGAGCUCUACGUCCAGCCCUGUCUGGCUGAGCUGCUGGGCUCAGCUCUCUUCAUCUUUGCGGGCUGCUCCUCUGUCAUCGGGAAUGUUGGCAUCAGCGGCAGCGUCCAGCCUGCUCUUGCACAUGGACUGGCACUUGCUAUUGCCAUUGCUAUCUUUGGGGAGAUCAGUGGUGGGCACUUUAACCCAGCUGUGUCCCUGAGCGUCUACCUGGUAGGGGGAAUGGAGUUGAUCCUGCUGGCACCUUACAUUAUCGCCCAGAUAUGUGGAGGGAUGAUUGGAGCUGGUUUAGCAAAGUUAAUCUUCCCUGACGAGACUUUUCAGUCUGCCGCUGGAGCCGCUUUUAAUGCUGUUCAGACCAACACAGGCAUUGGGGCUGCAACGGUCGCUGAGAUGUUAAUGACUUUAAUCCUGACCUUGGUGGUCUGCAUGAGCGCUAUCAACGAGAAGACCCGGAGUCACUUCGCUCCUUUCUGCAUUGGCCUUACGGUGACUGCCAACAUCCUCGCUGGGGGAGCCGUUUCUGGAGCUUGUAUGAAUCCAGCCAGAGCUUUCGGCCCAGCUGUAGCAGCGAACUAUUGGACCUAUCACUGGAUUUACUGGGUUGGACCGCUGGCUGGCGCUCUGUUGACUGUCACUUUUGUGAGAUUGCUGAUGGGUGACCAGAAGAGACGCGUCAUUCUGAAAUAAUCUAAUAGAACCUGGAUGGACCACUAUCUCAAAUGUGUAUUUUUAAAAACAGUGUAUUAUAUUAAAAAUAAUUUCAUUUUUUUAUAUUUCAGUUUUUAUACAAAAGUCCAGGGAAUGAUAGCUUAUAUUAAUGCAUACUGUCUUGAUGGUUUAAGUGGAUAAGUACUAUGUAAAGCAUUGGCUUGGUAAGCCAACAUUUUAAUAGUUGUAAUUGAGAUAUCAGUGUUGAGUUUUGUUUUGAAAGUAACUUUAAAUGUAACAUUACCCUAUGUUUGGAGUUUGUUUGGAAUUGAUUGCACAUUUAAAUAAAUAUGUUACUGAAAAUAAAUAUUUGAAUGUGAAAAAAAGAUCAUGGGAAAAGUUUGGCAAUAAAAUGUAUUUGAAGGUCA